UGGAAUCGUAUCCAAAAGGGGGCACAGCACAAGAGCGUCGAAGAGAGAAGAUGGCAUCCGUUCCGCCCGAAGAUGAGCGCACGCAGGUGCUGAACGCGUACAAGGCCAAGGUUAUGGAGCAUCGCGAGAUGGAGAGCAGAGUGAAAAACAUGCGCGAGAACGUCAAAACACUCGUGAAGGAGUUUAACAAGACAGAGGACGACCUCAAGGCUCUACAGGUACAUAAUUACGCGUUAAAUUCCAUCUUCACUGCUGUCAUUCCUCCACUCACGGCAUUUUCACUGCACAGAGCGUGGGCCAAAUCAUCGGCGAAGUGCUUCGUCAGCUGGACGAAGACCGCUUCAUCGUCAAGGCCUCGAGUGGCCCGCGUUACGUCGUGGGAUGCCGCGCUAAGGUAGACAAGAGCAAGCUGAAGUCAGGCACACGUGUGGCGCUGGAUAUGACGACGCUCACCAUCAUGCGCUACCUGCCGCGUGAAGUGGACCCCACCGUGUACCACAUGCUGAAUGAGGACGCUGGAAACGUGUCGUUCUCGAGCAUCGGCGGUCUGAACGAGCAGAUCCGCGAGCUCCGCGAGGUCAUCGAGCUGCCACUCACUAACCCAGAACUGUUCCUACGUGUCGGUAUUAAACCACCCAAGGGUGUGCUACUAUAUGGACCCCCCGGUACGGGUAAGACCCUGCUGGCUCGUGCGCUGGCAUGCAACAUCAACGCCACCUUUUUGAAGGUCGUGGCCAGUGCCAUUGUGGACAAGUACAUUGGCGAGAGUGCCCGUGUGAUCCGUGAGAUGUUCGGAUACGCCCGAGACCACCAGCCGUGCGUCAUCUUCAUGGAUGAAAUCGAUGCCAUUGGUGGAAGUCGUUAUUCGGAGGGAACGUCUGCGGAUCGUGAGAUCCAGCGUACGUUGAUGGAGCUUUUGAACCAACUUGAUGGUUUUGAUGCUCUCGGACAGGUGAAAAUGGUCAUGGCGACGAACCGACCGGAUAUUUUGGACCCUGCGCUGCUGCGUCCUGGUCGUCUGGAUCGUAAGAUUGAGAUUCCGCUGCCGAACGAGGCCUCGCGCAUGGAUAUUCUGAAAAUUCACUCGGGUCCUAUCACGAAGAAGGGCGAAAUCGACUACGAGUCGAUCGUCAAGCUCACAGACGGCUUUAACGGCGCCGAUAUGCGGAAUGUGUGUACCGAAGCUGGUAUGUUCGCUAUCCGUGCCGACCGCGAGUAUGUGGUGGAGGAGGAUUUCAUGAAGGCUGCGCGGAAACUGGCAGAGACCAAGAAACUCGAAUCCAAGAUGGACUACAGCAAGGUUUAAAGUUGCUCGCUGUUACGUGCCCAUGUUUUGCCGAGCUAUCUCGUUCUUAUCAAGAGUCGAACAGAUACGAGAAAAGGGAAAUGAAACAGGGCGCGGUGGGUUGUAUCUUGCUACA
Messenger RNA from Phytophthora nicotianae INRA-310, 1421 nucleotides. Its product is annotated as 26S protease regulatory subunit 10B, variant. The coding region runs from base 440 to 1306 and encodes 288 amino acids. The transcript is spliced from 2 exons. Gene Ontology annotation, cellular component: proteasome regulatory particle, base subcomplex; cytosolic proteasome complex. Gene Ontology annotation, biological process: positive regulation of RNA polymerase II transcription preinitiation complex assembly. Lineage: Eukaryota; Oomycota; Peronosporomycetes; Peronosporales; Peronosporaceae. The record is from RefSeq and is a predicted model, not a curated record. Gene Ontology annotation, molecular function: ATP hydrolysis activity; ATP binding; proteasome-activating activity.